AUGAGUGGCAACACCACCAUGGAUAUUGAAGGCGAACACAUCAUUGCUGGUGCUCUCUCUAUGGGACUUGCCGUCAUAGGGUUAAUCAUCAACACGAUCGUGAUUAUGGCCCUCGUACGAACACCAGUAUUUCACAAUGCUUUCGGGUUCAUAUCCACUCUACAUUUGGUAUCAAACAGCGGCGAGCUCUUAAUAUACGUAUUUUGGAGCGCCCCGGCAACACUUUUGCAGCUUAAUGCUUCGAUCACAAAUACUUUCAUUGGUUCAAGAGUAGCACAAAUUUACUUGGUGUUCUGGUAUGGUUCCAUCUACAGCCAGCUCCAAAUUGCUAUAAACCGCUUUGUUGCUAUAGCUUUUCCCAUAAGAUACAAUGAAUUUUUCACGGGAAGGGCCUUGACCUACUUCAUUGGAUUUUUUUGGAUCAUAUCGGCACUCCAUGCUUUGGCUUUCAGCUCGUAUGACUGCGCUCUGUGGUUUGACAGCACCAGUUUCAUGUGGCUCUUUCGUCCGACCACAUGUGGAUAUGUUCUGGUCAUUUAUAUGAUUUCGGGUCACGCCACAUGUAUGUGCGGUGUGAUAUUUUUCGUUGACACGAUAACAUUCUGCUGCAUAUGGAAGAAGACAAAAAUGCUACGUAACAAUAAUGGUGUUAAAACAGACCACGAAAAGCUGAGGUUAAAGAAGAAUAUUUUGUUUUUUGCCCAGGGCUGUUGUCAGAGUAUCGUUCUUCUACUUGCAAUCUUAUCGUUUCUUGUCGUUGCAAAAUUUGCUUCAUCGAGAAUGCAGAUAUUUGCAACAAGUUCGUUGAAUUGGGAGCUUGCUCACAUCAGUUAUGGUGUUGUCCCCGCAGCUUUCAACAAACCUAUACGAGAUAUUCUCUUCAAGCCACAUCUGCUUUUCCAAAAGAAGCAAUCAACUGCAACUAAUAUAACUCUGUCACGUACAUCUCAUGCGCCACCAUGA
Cylicocyclus nassatus is the source of this 963-nucleotide messenger RNA. NCBI's taxonomy places the organism in Eukaryota, Metazoa, Nematoda, Chromadorea, Rhabditida, Strongylidae. The record is from the annotation of a GenBank genome assembly.